Dendronephthya gigantea is the source of this 1426-nucleotide messenger RNA. RefSeq lists its product as uncharacterized. The transcript is spliced from 2 exons. NCBI's taxonomy places the organism in Eukaryota, Metazoa, Cnidaria, Anthozoa, Malacalcyonacea, Nephtheidae. The coding region runs from base 872 to 1234 and encodes 120 amino acids. The record is from RefSeq and is a predicted model, not a curated record.
AAACUACUCUUUGUUUUACAAUUUCGACCACUCGACGUUGUCGGACUGUCCCACCCUAGACAUCCGCUAAAUAGCGCAGUCUGUAGACUGUUGGUGUCUUUUUCUAUGUCGGUAAUUGGUUUUAUCGUUACUAACCAUGACAAAUAUCUCCGAACUCUGAAAUAUCAGUUGCUCGAUAACUGAUACGAUAUAAAUGAUAUCAAUGUUAAGCCAUUCAUAUUAUAAAGCCUGAGUUUAUACUUCUUUGUACAACCAUUACCAAGGCAACCAGUGUUAUGGAACUUCAACAAAGCAUGCUUAUCAAAAUUGCCAAUUCAAUCUCAAAUUUUUGAGGCAAAAAUGAAUGUGGAUGAAAAUAAAAGUGGAACUGCAUGGUGGAAUUGGGUUCUAUGAUAAACUAAAGAACUGUUUGGUUGAGAAUUAUUGUACUCUUUCUAAUAGCAAUGUUGCAAUUUGUAAUACACUGAUCAUAAUAUGCACUUCCACGCGUUUUGUAAUGUUUAUCGUGAGCCAACCACAUACCCUGGCACGCUCCCCGGCAAUAAACUGUUACUAGCAGAUUUACUUAUAAGAAAUUUAAAGUCGAAGAGAUCUGAUUUUGCAUAAUUGCAUUACCAAGAAGAAUUAACAGAGUUAGAGCGAUUCAUCACAACUCUAAUUAUGUCGAUUUCUGCAUCGAAAAUCAACACGAAGUUGUGCUGAUUUAUAAGAUAAUAAAGUGAUAAAUACUUUUGCAUAAAGGGCGAUAAAUUGAUUUGAUAAUUCUGGUGUAAUACCUGCGGCUUGAAGUCAGUGCAUAAUAAAUAGUUGGGGUUAUAGCACUACAUAGUUGUUGCCUAGCAACAUGACGCUCCGAGACCUUUAAACAAACAUGGCGUUCGCAUUUCACAUGGAGGCGCUGAGGAAACAGCGUCUACUUGACAGAAAAAAUGACGCUCUGGACAGAAUUUCACUUCGACAGACUGAAAUUGAGAGAUUGAAUGAAGAGACAUUGCGCCAACAACGAAGAAGAACGCUCGAACAAGAUGAAGCUAACUCUCAAGCACGCGAAUAUUACAUUAAGAAUAUGGGUCGGAUGGGAACAUUGAAUCAAAAUGGUCAUCCACAACGGUAUAUUGAUAUGAUUCCAGAGCGUCAACACGGCGUCAACCGUGAUGAUUUACGUCAUCAGGCACGCGUACUUCGCGACAGUUGUCUGUACAUGGGACCUGUGAAUGAAUAUUUCUGGUCCUAAUCAAACGCACGACUUGUGUAGGACACUAAUUGCAAAGUGCACAAAAAAUUUAAGAAACAUUCAAUCGCCAGUUGAUACACAAGAUGUUUAAAAAUGUUAGGAAAGCAAUGAAUAAAAUAUUAGACAUUGUAAUGUACACAUUGCACAACAAAAUCGUUGUAUUAUUGAGGCAUAUAUAUUACACUUUUAAAA